AUGCUCCCCCUAGUCCUUCUUCUCCCCCUCUUAUCGUCGGCUCUCCAGCCGUCCGCCCCGGAUCCUAUCGCCGCUCCUCUGCGGGACCUGACAUGGGGUCAACUCAACUUCCUGCACACCACCGACACGCAUGGCUGGCUGGCCGGCCAUCUCCAAGAGCCCUCCUAUGCGGCAGACUGGGGCGAUUAUGUCUCCUUCACCACCCGGAUGCGAGAGAAGGCGGAUGCGCAAGGCGCCGAUCUUCUCGUUAUCGAUACCGGUGAUAGGGUGGAAGGCAAUGGCCUCUAUGAUUCCUCCGAACCCAAAGGAGUAUACAUCUCCGAGAUCUUACGACAACAGCAUAUUGACUUGAUGUGUUCGGGGAACCAUGAAUUAUACCAAGAGAAUACCUCGCUGGCCGAGUUCUUCAACACCGUUCCCAACUUCCGCGGGAACUAUCUCGCGUCGAACAUUGACAUCAUCCAUCCCACCACGGAAGAGCCCGUCCCGCUAGCUCCCCGAUACAAGAAGUUCACCACCAAGAACCAGGGGAUCCGUAUCGUAGCAUUUGGCUUUCUCUUCGACUUCACAAAGAACUAUAACAACACGAUUGUCCAACCAGUAGAGGAUACCAUCAAAGAAGACUGGUUUCAGGAAGCCAUCCGGGACAAAGAUGUCGACCUCUUUCUGGUCAUCGGGCAUGUGCCCGUCCACUCCACAGAAUACGAUGCCAUCUUCAAGGAGAUUAGGGCAAUCCGUUGGGACACUCCGAUCCAGUUCUUUGGCGGCCAUCAGCAUAUCCGCGACUUUGCUCGCUAUGACUCGAAGGCGUACGGACUGGCGAGCGGUCGGUUUAUGGAAACCAUUGGCUUCAUGUCCAUUGACGGUCUGUCCACUCAUCGCCAACGGAUCAAGCCCGCCUUGACGUCCCCUAAAUUCCACCGUAUGUAUAUCGACAAUAACCUUUUCUCCUUCUACCACCAUACUGGUCUCGAGAACGAGACGUUUCCCACGCCACACGGUCAAAAUGUGUCGCAACUCAUCAAAGAAUCAAGAAACGCCCUUCACCUCGAUGAAGUUUACGGAUGUGCGCCUCGGGACUUGUGGAUGUCGCGCGUGAGAUAUCCUAGUGACGAAAGUAUCUACACUUGGCUGGAGAAGGAGGUCCUUCCCCAGUCGUUAAAAGACGAGUCACGAGCAGGGAAACCAGCCCUUGCGGUGGUCAAUACUGGAGCUAUCCGGUUUGAUAUAUUCAAAGGCCCCUUUACCCGGGAUACUACCUAUAUAGUGUCACCAUUCACAAGUGGCUUCCGCUAUCUGAGAGACGUUCCUUACGACAAAGCAAGGUUGGUCGUCGAUGUACUAAACAAACAACCGCAGAUUCUCAACACCGCCAAUAUACCUUUCUCGGGGAGACCGGUUCCUUGGACCCUCGCACCUCCGGAACAGUCAGCAUAUGCUCAGGAUGUAGUCGCAGAGGAUGAUCCGAUGCGGCCCAGCGAGGUACAGAUCCAGCUGCCAGCCGAUCAAGCCCCUCUAUCAAGCCACAGUUCAUCCAGGCCGCCUCUCGUCCCUGGAUACACCACAGCCGACGAUGGUGGAACUGACGGUGAUGACACUAUCCAUUCGCCCAUCUCGUUUUACCGGGUGCCGAACUGCAUUCAGUCAUUGAUAUCCUCGGACCCAUCCGCAACUCCCGACACAGUGGACCUCGUGUACAUUGACUUUAUCGAACCUUAUGUCGCUCUGGCGGCCAGAUACGCGGGCCUGGAUGUUGACUUUCCAGGAGAGAGCGAUGUACUGGAUCAAAGAGAACUGGGCUUGUGA
Aspergillus terreus NIH2624 is the source of this 1806-nucleotide messenger RNA. Its product is annotated as metallophosphoesterase family protein. The record is from RefSeq and is a predicted model, not a curated record. The coding region runs from base 1 to 1806 and encodes 601 amino acids. Gene Ontology annotation, cellular component: cytosol. The transcript is spliced from 2 exons. Gene Ontology annotation, biological process: nucleotide catabolic process. NCBI's taxonomy places the organism in Eukaryota, Fungi, Ascomycota, Eurotiomycetes, Eurotiales, Aspergillaceae. Gene Ontology annotation, molecular function: hydrolase activity.